GCCAUGCCAGACCUCCAAUUGAAUACAAAUACCGUGGGAGGAGCAUUAAUGAAUUUCGAACGUAUAUGAGCAAAAUGGAAGCUCACUUUUAUCACCACUCUGGCUAUUAUAUAAACGACACACGGAAGAUUCAAGAGGCUGCGAGCACCUUAACAGAUGAGAUGCGGGAGCAGUGGGGCCAUCAUUCCGACACUCUCGGCGCGGAUCGCUACACAUGGCAAGAAUUCUACGGGUUUUUUCUAGACCUACUCCUUCGUCAGCCAAAGCGUCUACAGGAAGCCGAGUCGAAAUUCAGAUCAGCCCGACAACGAAGGGGCCAGUCUGUUCGAGAUUUCGCGCAUUAUCUUGGACGUCUACAAGCGGAAUACCCAGGCCGUUUCGCUGAAUGGCAGAAGAUUGAAUUUAUCAGAAGUCGUGUGUUGGAGGAAAUUGGCCGCGAGUCAAGGACGUAUUCGCAUGAGCCGAGGACGUACGAAGCGUUUGUUUCGCACCUUGUUAUGAUUGAGAUUACAAUUCCAGAGAGAAGAGCAAUGCUACGAGCAAAACUGCGACAUCCUGAUCAUGUCUGAUUGUUCCAUUGCUGAGAGAUCCAACGUUUCACAUUUUCACGUACAUAUCUAUAUAUCUACCUUAAUAUAAUACCCGCAUCUUCUAGCGGUCGUUGUAACCAUUUCAAUAUCGU
Messenger RNA from Talaromyces proteolyticus, 682 nucleotides. RefSeq lists its product as uncharacterized. The coding region runs from base 66 to 569 and encodes 167 amino acids. Lineage: Eukaryota; Fungi; Ascomycota; Eurotiomycetes; Eurotiales; Trichocomaceae. The record is from RefSeq and is a predicted model, not a curated record. The transcript has a single exon.